Molecule: messenger RNA, 1139 nt
Organism: Lolium perenne
Lineage: Eukaryota; Viridiplantae; Streptophyta; Magnoliopsida; Poales; Poaceae
Source: RefSeq, a predicted model, not a curated record
CAAAGCUCUGCCGACGCACAUCCAUGGCAGUCUCUGCACCAACUCCCACCGCAUUUACUCUCUCGAUCGGCGGUUCCUCGCCUUCUUUUACGUCGCUUCCGCACCGCUCGCCGUGACUCGUAGACGAAACCGGAGACUCUUCUUGCUAUCAUGGUGAAGCUGGCGACGGCGAGGGAGGCGCGGCUGUACGGGCCGGCGCUCACGGUGCGGAGGUGGGAGUACAUCAACGCCGGCGCGUACGUCUUCGGGACGCUGCUCCUGGCCGCGGGGCUGGCGGCGCUCUGCGCGUCGUCCGAUAGAGGCGUCAGGGCAGCGGGGCUCGUGGUGGCCGCCGCCGCGCUCGUGAUCGUGGCGGCCGUCAACGCGCACGACCUGGGCGCGCACCUCGCCGGCGUCGACUGCCGCCUCGGGCUCGUCCGGUUCGACCCUCAGCUCGCCCUCGUCGAGCUGCUCGUGCCCGCGCUCAACGCCGCCGGCUGCGUCCUCGCCGUCGUCGGCGUCGCCUUCCUACUCUCCCAGGGCGACGGGCGGGAGCGGCACGCGGCGGACACGAUGCUCGCCGGCGCGGUGCUGUGGCUGCUGGGCUCCGCGCUGAACUCGUGCCAGGUGUACGAGCGCGCCGACGGCCGCGCGCAGCUGCUGCAGUCCAGCAUCCAGGUCCCCGUGCUCGUCGGCAGCCUCCUCUUCCUCGUCGCCGCCGUCCUCAACUGCCGCCGCGCCCGCGAGCCGGUCGAGAGGUGGACAAUGUGCCUGUGCGGGAGCGUGUUGUGGGUGGCGGCCGCCCUGUUCAACGUGGUCAAGGUGUUCAUGCUGCACCAGAGCGGCGCGCCGCGGCUCGAGAAGCUCCGCGGCGGCGCACAGGAGUGGCUCAGCCGUGACCGCGAGGGCCGCGUGCCGCUCGUCUGGAGGUCGGCGGCGCCGCCCACCGAGCUGCGCUGACCGACGAUUCGACCGACUGGCCGUUCAACGUACGUACAAAGCUGAGCAAAUUUGUAACCUUGCUAGCUUAGCUAGCUGUCAAAAUAGACCGUGGAUUAGGGAAAAGAUCAAAUAAAUUGUACGUACUCUCAACCUUUGCGAGUCGUAUAUUGCCAACUGGAGAUUGAUAAUGGAAGCUUUCUGUCAACCAAAUUGAACCG